CUCUUCGGUCGCUGCUCGGGCGGUGGCUUCGGGCGGCCUCGGCCCGACUCGGGCGGCCCGUUCGGGCCCUGCUUCGGGCUCUGCGCCGGGAGCUUCGGGCGGCCCCGGACGGAGCCUUCGGGCGGGCUCGGCGGAGUCCGGAUGGAGGACUCGGACUCGGCGGCAAAACAGCUGGGCCUGGCCGAGGCAGCAGCGGUGGCGGCCGCGGCCGCUGUGGCGGCGGCGGCCGCGGCCGCAGCGGGAGGCGAGGCAGACGAGCCGGCGUUAAGCAGGGACGAGGACUCUGAGGAGGACGCGGAUUCGGAAGCGGAGCGCGAGACGCGGCGGGUCACGGCUGUGGCGGUGAUGGCGGCCGAGUCUGGGCACAUGGACAUGGGUACCGAGGCUCUGCCCGGCCCCGACGAGGCCGCCGCUGCCGCGGCCUUCGCAGAAGUGACCACGGUGACUGUGGCAAACGUGGGGUCCUCUGCAGACAAUGUCUUCACAACAUCGGUGGCAAAUGCAGCAUCGAUAUCAGGACAUGUCCUAUCUGGUAGGACAGCUCUGCAGAUCGGGGACAGCCUGAACACUGAGAAAGCCACGCUCAUCGUCGUGCAUACAGAUGGGAGCAUCGUGGAGACCACUGGGCUGAAGGGCCCAGCAGCCCCUCUUACCCCAGGUACACAGUCUCCUCCCACCCCGCUCGCACCUGGCCAGGAGAAAGGAGGCACCAAGUACAACUGGGACCCCUCAGUAUAUGACAGUGAGCUGCCAGUGCGCUGCCGGAACAUCAGCGGCACGCUCUACAAGAGCAGGCUCGGCUCAGGUGGCCGGGGGCGAUGCAUCAAGCAGGGAGAAAACUGGUACAGUCCAACUGAGUUUGAAGCCAUGGCAGGAAGAGCCAGCAGCAAGGACUGGAAGAGAAGCAUCCGCUAUGCGGGCCGACCCCUGCAGUGCCUCAUCCAGGACGGGAUUUUAAACCCUCAUGCUGCCUCGUGUACCUGUGCUGCCUGCUGUGAUGACAUGACCCUAAGUGGCCCUGUCAGGCUCUUCGUCCCUUAUAAAAGGCGCAAAAAGGAGAACGAGCUGCCCACAACUCCAGUUAAGAAGGAAUCCCCCAAGAAUAUCACACUGCUUCCUGCCACAGCAGCCACCACCUUCACUGUGACACCCUCAGGACAGAUCACUACCUCUGGGGCACUGACCUUUGACCGAGCGUCCACUGUAGAGGCCACUGCGGUCAUAUCUGAGAGCCCAGCCCAAGGUGAUGUGUUCACAGGAGCCACAGUGCAAGAGGCGGGUGUGCAGCCCCCCUGCAGGGUCAGCCACCCUGAGCCCCACUACCCUGGCUAUCAGGAUAGCUGCCAGAUUGCCCCGUUUCCAGAAGCUGCAUUGCCAACAUCACAUCCCAAAAUAGCUGUGAGAAUCACGACUCCCACUGUCCUUAGUAACCCCCGUGUUGACCGCAGACCCCGGGAAGACUUUCCAGUCCUGACAUCCCUGCCAGCCCUCGCGGUGCCACCUUCUACCCCCACCAAAGCUGUCUCCCCCACGGUGGUCAGUGGGCUGGAGAUGUCAGAGCAGCGGAGCUGGCUGUACCUGGAAGAGAUGGUCAACUCCUUGCUUAACACAGCCCAGCAGCUGAAGGCGCUGUUUGAACAGGCUAAGCAGGCCAGCUCCUGCCGGGAGGCCGCUGUGAGCCAGGCAAGAAUGCAGGCCGAUGCAGAGAGGAAAGAGCAGUCAUGUGUCAACUGCGGCCGGGAGGCCAUGAGCGAGUGCACCGGCUGCCACAAGGUUAACUACUGCUCUACGUUCUGCCAGCGCAAGGACUGGAAAGACCAUCAGCACGUAUGUGGCCAGUCAGCAUCUGUCACUGUCCAGGCUGACGAAGUCCACGUUGAGGAGAGUGUAAUUGAGAAAGUUUCGGUUUGAGCCAGACUUCUCCCUGCACGACUGACUGUGAGGCUGUCCUAGGCUGUAGGUCCCCUGACCGCUGUGAGGCUAUGGAGAAGAGCAGCUGUGGGCUGGUCAGAAACUUGCCGGACAAGUUAUUCACAUGCUGAGCUACUAUGCCCUUGGAAAUGAACUCCUGCCAGAGACCAAGGAAUGCUGGUGGCCUUACAGGAUGGGGCACUCUGCCACAGCCCAGGGUCCCUGCCCAGUCACGGUGCUCUUUUAUCCCUGGAUCAUGAGUGUUCCAUUACCCAUGGGGGUGCCCUGUGCCACAUGUACAUAUCUGUUGCAUCUGUUAAUAAAGUUGUAAAUAAAGUCCCCACCCUACCUGGACAGUG
Nannospalax galili (Upper Galilee mountains blind mole rat) is the source of this 2270-nucleotide messenger RNA. RefSeq names its product DEAF1 transcription factor (gene Deaf1). Bases 142 to 1911 code for a protein of 589 amino acids. The record is from RefSeq and is a predicted model, not a curated record. The transcript has 14 exons. Lineage: Eukaryota; Metazoa; Chordata; Mammalia; Rodentia; Spalacidae. Gene Ontology annotation, cellular component: nucleus. Gene Ontology annotation, molecular function: DNA-binding transcription factor activity, RNA polymerase II-specific; DNA binding. Gene Ontology annotation, biological process: regulation of transcription by RNA polymerase II.